Doryrhamphus excisus (bluestripe pipefish) is the source of this 1734-nucleotide messenger RNA. It is a transcript of the gene zpcx, whose product is annotated as zona pellucida protein C. The record is from RefSeq and is a predicted model, not a curated record. Gene Ontology annotation, biological process: binding of sperm to zona pellucida; egg coat formation; positive regulation of acrosome reaction. Gene Ontology annotation, molecular function: acrosin binding. Gene Ontology annotation, cellular component: extracellular matrix. Lineage: Eukaryota; Metazoa; Chordata; Actinopteri; Syngnathiformes; Syngnathidae.
GGCUUUCACACAAUCUUUAGAGUGGUGGAUCCAUUUUGAGCUUUGCAAUGGAGGUUCUGAAGUUACUUUUGUGUGUAUUAGUUAGUCAUCUCUUUUGGAUUCAUUCGACUGAAGCUGUAUUUUCACAGCAUGUGCCUGGAUUUUUUCAAAACAUACUGCCUUCUCCGUUUAAAAUAAGCAAUAAUUUUAACCCGUUUGAUACCAUCUUCAGCUCCUUGAGGGCCCCGGAAUUUGACGUAUUUGCUGAGUUGUCUUCUAUGAUGGAGGUUCCUGAUGUGCAAGUUUAUUGUGAUGAAAGUGAACUAAUACUGCUGGUGGACAAAAGAAUGGGUGAUGUCACUCUCAAAAGAGAAGAGAUCCAGUUGGGUGAUGGCUGCUACAGCAAUAGCGAGCUACCAAACCAAAUGAUGUUCACUUACAGCUUUGAUCAAUGUGGAACAAGUCAUGAAAUUCGAAAUGGCUUGGAUGUGCUCUCCAAUGCUCUCCACUUUAGUCGUAGAGAGCCAGUCUUGAACAAGAAGCUGACACCUUCUACUGUGCAUGUCUCCUGCAUUCCAAAUGGGUUAAAAGAUCCAAACCUGCCAACCUCUGCAGUACGCCCUGAUUACGGAAGACGUUUCAGUAUACGGGCUAUGACUUCCUCGUGGACAAGACCAAUGGAAUCCAGCGUCUACACUCGGGGCGACAUAAUCAAUAUGGAGGUGUCUGCUAAAAUCAGUCCUCACCAACGUCUCUUCAUCCAGUCAUGCUUUGCCUCCUCUUCUCCGGAGCCUCACACUAAACCUCGCUAUGCUUUUGUAAUGAAUAAAGGGUGCACGGCCCUUCUUGCUUCAUCUUAUCCUGCUGUAAAAUUUAUUGACUCUCAGUAUUCAGAUGUGGUGAAGUUUGCACUGAACACUACUUAUCUCAUUUCAGAGAUGUACAUCCACUGCACUGUGAUCAUCUCAAACCAGGAGAUAACCAGUGGCUCUAAGUCCUGCAACUUUGACUUGGUCAACUCCAGGUGGGAGGAACUGAGUGGAAAUGUGGAUGUGUGCAAUUGCUGUAGUUCAAAGUGUAAAGGCCUGUCAGUCAAGCACCUUCCUCAAGAUGCAAAGGCUGUUGUCACAACUGGUCCAUUCUACAUUGUGGAGAUGAACCAAAGACUGGAACCCGAAUGGAACUCCAUGCAGUCAGAUUCUGCAGCACCGGAAAAAAUAAACUCUGAAUCCCAGUGGUCCUCUCCAUCACAGAGCGUCGUGGUUGUGAAGCAGGACCCAAUCGGCAGUCUGACACUUGUUUUACCUGCACAGAUGGAGGACACCGAGCAUGGUGACUAUGCCGCUUCACUGAAUGAACUCCAGUCUUCCAGCCAGAAGCAAGAGACUAACCCGAGCAAUGUGAAAGGUCAAAGUGCAAACUGGCCCUCACACAGACCUCUGCUGCCUGAGAGGACAAAAGACUGGAAUCAUCACAACCAUACUGUGAAACGCCAUAAGAGAACCAACCACGUGCUGCCAAUAAUCCACUCAAAAAUCCAACUGUCCAAAAGCCCAGAUGGCUCCCACACUCUGAGUUAUGAAGAAGAGGUGGCAGCACAAGAUGGAGGUGAAACCAAAAGACCUGCAGAAGCUGAGAGUAAAUGGAGGCCACGACGCAAGGGACUGUCCAUUUUUCUGGAUUUGUUGAGGAGGAUGAAUGACGUGGAGUAACUUCAAAGAGAAUAUAUUACAAUAAACUUUACUCUAUACCAUG